AUGGACUUCCUCAAGCCACCGGAACCGCUGCGCAUGUCAGGAGACGCAGACAAGAACUGGAAGCUGUUCAACCAAAGGUUUGAACUUUUCGUCACCGCAUCAGACCCACCAGAAAAACUUCGAUCGGCGAAGACGAAGGUAGCUUUACUCCUGAGUAUCGCCGGUGAAGAAGCGCUCGAAGUUUUCAACACCUUCACGUUCGCCGACAGCGAGAGCAGAGAAGGCUACGCAACGGUUGUGGCGAAGUUCGAGCCAUACUGCGCCACCCAUUACAGCGAAGUACACGAGCGCUACGUCUUUCGGAACAUGAGUCAAGCCCCAGGUGAGCACCUGGAACACUUCCUGCGAGACUUGCUAAAACAGGCUCGUGAGUGCAACUUUGGCGCACUAACAGAUUCCAUGAUCCGGGAUCAGCUCGUUUUUGGAAUAGGCGAUGAUAAAACCCGUGAAAAGCUGCUCAGUGACAACAAUUCGACCUUAGAUAAGGUAGAGCAAGUUUGCAAGGCAGCCGAGGCAACAGCAGCUCACCGAGGCGUGUGGGACAGCCAGCAAAAGCAUGCGCAAGUUCAAAGCAUCAAAGUCACGCUGAAGAUUGACACAGGAUCACAGGCGAAUUUACUGCCCUUCGGAGUGUUCCGCAGGAUGCAUCCGAGGCCAGCACUGAAGCCCAGCUGUGGCGUGCUUCGCUCAUACGGCGGCGGUGUAAUCAAACAUGCAGGGAUGACGCGACUGGAAGUGACGCUGGAUGACCACACCGCUGCACUCGACUUCUUCGUGGUACACAAGGGUCAGGCCAUCUUAGGCUUGAGGGCGAGCGAGCAACUUGGAUUGAUCCCGCACGUACACGCCGCGUCUCGUACAAGCUCUGAAGAAAUCGUCGAUGAAUUUCGCCACUUGUUCACCGGUACGGGCUGUGUCAAACGCGUCUACAAUAUGGUCCUCAACAAGGGAACGGUGCCGGUGGUUCAACCAACUCGGCGCGUACCCCUGACUCUCCAGAAGCCCCUCAAAGAAGAACUCGAGUGCAUGGAACGGGGCCACAUCAUCACAAAAGUCGACAAACCAACGGACUGGGAGAUAGAGUAUCUCGGUGCCGUCAUCAGCAAGGAUGGCAUCAGGCCGAGCCCCUCCUUGAUAAAAUGUAUGCUCCAGACGCCUGCGCCGGAGGACAAAUCGGCCGUCCAAAGAAUGCUCGGAGUCGCCAAUUAUUUCGGCAAAUACCUCCCAUCACUAGCCGAAAGGACUAGCCUCUUGCGAAGCCUGCUGAAGCGAGAUACAAUGUUUGAAUGGAGUGCCAACCACGCGCUCGAGUGGGAGCAACUUUGCGCUGACCUCAGCAGGUAG
Rhipicephalus microplus (southern cattle tick) is the source of this 1344-nucleotide messenger RNA. RefSeq lists its product as uncharacterized. Lineage: Eukaryota; Metazoa; Arthropoda; Arachnida; Ixodida; Ixodidae. The record is from RefSeq and is a predicted model, not a curated record.